Molecule: messenger RNA, 384 nt
Organism: Clonostachys solani
Lineage: Eukaryota; Fungi; Ascomycota; Sordariomycetes; Hypocreales; Bionectriaceae
Source: the annotation of a GenBank genome assembly
AUGCUGCACGUCUAUUUCGCUUUCGUCAUUGCCUGGCUCAUUGUCGAUAUCGAAUGCACGAUCCGGUGGAACAAUAUAACAAACGUGGAUACCGUGAAUACAACCGGGCAGUUAAUCCCCCUUGUCGUGGGCUGUAUAAGUGCUGCCGACACUUUUAAGAGUCUGAUGCUAGUGCUACUUGGCAAUAAAUACCCGAGCUGGAAGCACACCACUCUAGAGGUGGAAAAUAGAUACAUCAUCGGCCCUGCAAGCUUUCGCAUUACGAAGAGGGAUGAAACGACAAGCAGAAUUGAAGAGUUUCCAGUUCUGAUUCAAGGCGUUAACAACUGGCCAUCUGAGGCUAGCGACUUUAACAGCUCACCGUACGACGUUGAAGGAAGAUGA